Haemonchus placei is the source of this 507-nucleotide messenger RNA. The record is from the annotation of a GenBank genome assembly. NCBI's taxonomy places the organism in Eukaryota, Metazoa, Nematoda, Chromadorea, Rhabditida, Trichostrongylidae.
AUGUCCGGCAUCGCCGUAUUCCGCCUUGCCGAAGAGAGAAAGGCCUGGAGAAAGGAUCAUCCUCUCGGAUUCGUUGCUAAGCCAGCGAAGGAGUCUGAUGGGACCUUGAAUCUAUUCAAGUGGACUUGUGCAGUGCCAGGCAAAAAGGGCACUAUUUGGGAGGGCGGGCUGUACAAGAUUAAUGUUUAUUUCAAUGACGACUACCCUUCAACCCCACCAGUUUGCAAAUUCGACCCUCCGGUUUACCAUCCGAAUGUUUAUUAUUCAGGCAGGAUCUGCCUGUCUAUUCUAAAUGAGGAACUAGGAUGGAAAUCAUCAAUCUCGCUCAGGGAAAUUCUUAUUGGGAUACAGGACUUCCUGGACGAUCCGAACCCCGAAGAUCCUGCACAAGAUGACGCUUAUCUAGCUUACGUUAGAAACAGAGCAGCGUAUGAGGAGCGCGUGCGUCGCGAUGCGCAAACUAUUUUUUGUCCUGAUAGAAUUCUUGAGCAGAUGAAGGAUGAGUAG